Molecule: messenger RNA, 1802 nt
Organism: Talaromyces stipitatus ATCC 10500
Lineage: Eukaryota; Fungi; Ascomycota; Eurotiomycetes; Eurotiales; Trichocomaceae
Exons: 2
Coding region: 1-1653 (550 amino acids)
Cellular component (GO): nucleus
Molecular function (GO): DNA binding
Source: RefSeq, a predicted model, not a curated record
AUGCCACCAAUUCGCAAGAAAGAUCCCUUAAAAUCUACUCAGAUAGAGGGAAAGAUCCAGUUAGCUAUUUCUGAUUUGAAAAAUGGAAGAAUUUCCAAUAUUCGUGAAGCUACAAGGAUUUAUGAUAUUCCUCGUACGACUCUCCGAGAUCGACUCAAAGGCAUUGAAUAUAAAGGUGAAAAGCGCACCAACCACCAUAAAUUGACUCAAUCUGAGGAGGAUUCACUUGUCAAAUGGGUUCUUGAUUUAGAUCGACGUGGAUUAUUUCCCCGACAUUCUCUUGUACGAGAAAUGGUCAAUUAUCUUCUACAACAACAUGGAAAAUCACAAGUUGGAAAAAACUGGGUGACCAAUCUGAUUAAACGCCGUCCGGAGAUUGAUUCUAAAUUCGCAAGGAAAUAUAACUAUGAACGUGCCAAAUGUGAAGAUCCAAAGAUAAUUCAAGAACAUUUUGACCGCGUACGAGCUGCUAUAUCUGAGUAUGGAAUCUUACCAGAAGAUAUCUAUAACUUUGAUGAGACUGGCUUUGCUAUGGGACUCUGUGCAUCUGCGAAGGUUAUUACUGGAAGCGAUCGAUAUGCUCAGCCAAAGCUUUUACAGCCUGGAAAUCGAGAAUGGGUGACUGCAAUUGAAGCAACAAAUUCAACUGGUUGGGCGUUACCUUCGUACAUUAUUUUCAAAGCAAAGAAAAACGUACGAUUAGAUGAUUGGAGAGUCAAUAUUAGCGAUAAUGGUUGGACAACAGAUCAAAUAGGAUUAGAAUGGCUUAAAACCCAUUUUAUUCCUAAUAUUAAUGAUCGUACAAUGGGAAAAUACCGAAUGUUGAUUCUUGAUGGCCAUGGAAGCCAUUUGACUCCAGAAUUUGAUCGUACAUGCACUGAGAAUAAUAUUAUUCCAAUCUGCAUGCCACCUCAUUCUUCGCAUCUAUUACAGCCUCUUGAUGUUGGCUGUUUUGCAGUUUUAAAACGGUAUUAUGGGCAGGUUGUUGAGCAACGAAUGAGGCUUGGAUUCAAUCAUAUCGACAAAAUGGACUUUUUAACAGCAUUUCCACAGGCUCGUACAGUGGCAUAUAAAGCUCAAUCUAUUCAGAAUAGCUUCGCAGCCACUGGAUUAGUGCCUUUCAAUCCAGAUCGAGUUCUUCAAUAUCUUAAUAUUCAAUUGAAGACUCCAACCCCCCCUCCAAGUCGAUCAAGCAAUACAGCAUCAUCCUGCUUACAAACACCUCAAAAUAUACGCCAAUUUGUACGCCAGUCAACUACAAUCAAUAAGCGUAUAAAUAAGCGUACAGGAAGCCUGAAUCAGAAUGAAGAAAUCAAUCAGGCAGUUAUACGGUUAUCAAAAGCCUACGAAAUACUAGCGAAUGAUGCUUUACUCGUACGGAAAGAAAACCGUGAUUUACGAGCUGCGCAUGAAAAAGAGAAGCAAAAGCGCAAAAGAUCUAAUAAACAGAUAUCUAUUGAGCAAGGGAUUACUAGAGAGGAAGCUCAGGCGCUCGUACAAGGUCAGGUUGAGGCAUCUCAUGCUGUUACUACUACUCUGGCUGAGCCGGAGCUCCCAGCUUCUCAAGCAGUCGUACGCCGCCAAUUUCGCUGCAGUGGUUGUAACGUUAUGGGGCAUAGAAUAAAUCAAUGUCCUAGUCGUACUAGUAGUUAGAUUUUUGUAUAUAAUUUGUACGUGAUUGAGAAAUUGGGAUUUGAAAUCAAUAUAGAGAGUUAUUUUCCGGAGAGGUGGCCGGUUCGCUUACAUGGCCGGUUCGCUUACCGAUUACGUUAGUUAACUGAUUCCAGGCUUGCUGACUACCG